GCCCGCGCCCCGGAGAUGUCCUUCCCCCAGCUGGGCUACCCGCAGUAUCUCAGCGCCAGCCAGGCGGUGUACGGGAGCGACCGGCCCGGGGUGCUGGCCGCCGCCGCCGCAGCCGCCGCCGCCGCCGCUGCCGCUUCGGGCCGGCCCGCGGGCGCCGAGCUGGGCAGCGGCUCGGCCGCUGUCACCUCGGUGCUGGGCAUGUACGCCAGCCCCUACAGCGCCCCCAACUACAGCGCCUUCCUGCCCUACACCGCCGACCUCGGCCUCUUCUCCCAAAUGGGCUCCCAGUACGAGCUGAAAGAUAAUCCGGGUGUCCAUCCUGCUACCUUUGCUGCCCACACUGCCCCCGCCUAUUAUCCCUAUGGACAAUUCCAGUACGGGGACCCGGGGCGGCCCAAAAAUGCCACCCGGGAGAGCACCAGCACCCUCAAGGCCUGGCUCAACGAGCACCGCAAGAACCCCUACCCCACCAAGGGCGAGAAGAUCAUGCUGGCCAUCAUCACCAAGAUGACCCUCACCCAGGUCUCCACCUGGUUUGCCAACGCCCGCCGGCGGCUCAAGAAGGAGAACAAGGUGACCUGGGGCUCCAGGAGUAAGGACCAAGAAGAUGCAAACCUCUUCGGAAGUGACAAUGAGGGGGACCCCGAGAAGAAUGAAGAUGAUGAAGAAAUUGACCUGGAGAGCAUAGAUAUAGAUAAAAUUGAUGAGAAUGAUGGGGAGCAGAGCAAUGAGGAAGAGGAGGAGAAGCCUGAGCUCCUGAGACAAAACAGUGAAGAGGAGCACUUGGAAAAGGAGAAGGAUUUGGCACUGUCAGGGUCUGAAGGGCUGAAACCCAAAGACGCGCUGGCCAUGGUGAAGGAGGCCUCUGACAAUAGCACGAGAAUCAUCAGUCCUGGGGGACCGAACAAUUUACAGAUGCCGUCUCACAGCAAACCCAAGAUAUGGUCUUUGGCAGAGACGGCAACCAGUCCUGACGGUGCCCUGAAAUCUUCUCCUCCUCCGCCCCCUCCUCCCCAGGUUAACCACACUUCUCCUCAGAUUCAGCACCCUGCUUUUCUCCCUAGCCAUGGACUCUACACAUGCCAGAUUGGCAAAUUUCACAACUGGACAAAUGGGGCUUUCCUCACUCAGAGUUCCCUUCUAAAUGUGAGGUCCUUUUUGGGAGUAAAUCACCAUCAUGCUGCUCAUCACAAUCACCACCUCCAGGCCCAGCAACAAUCUUCUGUUUUAACAGCAACCCUGGGCGCGCUAAGCAGCGACAAACCUUCAGAGAGGACCAGUCCCAAACACAUAGAAAGAGAAAAUGUACCAAGAACUGACUCCCCACCCCAGCCGCUAAAAUCGCCCUUCCAGGCUGUCCGUGACAACUCUUUGGCUCAGCAAGAGGGAACACCGAGAAUUUUAACAGCUCUCCCUUCUGCUUGAUUAAAUGAUUUGGUGAAAAAAUAUUACAGAGACUGGUAAUAAGGACAGAGAGAGUGAAAAAAAAGGAAACGGUAUAAACGACUCCCAUCAAUCUCUUUUUGCAAUAAGGUGGUGCAAAUCCAUAAAAGCAUUACACAAAUCUGUAGAUGGAUCCCCUUCCUCAUUGUACCAUUUCAGAUCGUGUUAUUCUAACCAUUCUUGGAUUAUUUGUUUGGUAAAUGUUUCCCAUGUGUUUGUGGUUUUCUUUUUUCUGUAUAUAGAGUGAUUUCAGAUUGUAAAUAACACGUCAGCAAAACUUGUCUAAAUCAUAUAUUUUUGUCUAAUAAACUAAAUGAAAUUA
Messenger RNA from Agelaius phoeniceus (red-winged blackbird), 1765 nucleotides. It is a transcript of the gene IRX1, whose product is annotated as iroquois homeobox 1. Gene Ontology annotation, biological process: neuron differentiation; regulation of transcription by RNA polymerase II; cell development. Gene Ontology annotation, molecular function: RNA polymerase II cis-regulatory region sequence-specific DNA binding; DNA-binding transcription factor activity, RNA polymerase II-specific. Gene Ontology annotation, cellular component: nucleus. The record is from RefSeq and is a predicted model, not a curated record. Lineage: Eukaryota; Metazoa; Chordata; Aves; Passeriformes; Icteridae.